Molecule: messenger RNA, 837 nt
Organism: Camelina sativa (false flax)
Lineage: Eukaryota; Viridiplantae; Streptophyta; Magnoliopsida; Brassicales; Brassicaceae
Product: zinc finger protein ZAT12
Biological process (GO): response to stress; response to chitin
Source: RefSeq, a predicted model, not a curated record
CAACUCAACUACUAUCACACACACAAAAACUCAAAACACACAACACACACAACACACAAGAUAGAUAUUAUUAUUUCAUCUUAUCAAAACAUCAUCAUCCGAAGAGAAAAUGGUUGCGACAUCGGAAGAGAUUAAGUCGACGGUGGAUGUCACGGCUGCGAAUUGUCUGAUGCUAUUGUCAAGAGUUGGACAAGAAAACGUUGACGGUGGUGGAGAUCAAAAACGCGUUUUCACAUGUAAAACGUGUUUGAAGGAGUUCCAUUCGUUUCAAGCCUUGGGAGGUCACCGUGCGAGUCACAAGAAGCCUAACAACAACAACAACGAGACCUUGUCGUCGUCUGGUUUGGUUAAGAAGGCUAAAACCACAUCUCAUCCUUGUCCCAUAUGUGGAGUUGAGUUUCCGAUGGGGCAAGCUUUGGGAGGGCACAUGAGGAGACACAGGAACGAGAGUGGCGCUGCAGGCGCGUUGGUUACACGCGCUUUAUUGCCGGAGCCGACGGUUACGACGUUGAAGAAAUCUAGCAGUGGGAAGAGAGUGGCUUGCUUGGAUCUCAGUUUAGGGAUGGUUGAGAAUUUGAAUCUGAAGCUGGAGCUUGGAAGAACAGUUUAUUGAUUGAUUUUUUUUUAUUCUCAUAAUGUUCUGAAAAUAUUAUUUUUCUAUAUCAUUCUUUGAAUUUUUCUUAAUAUUUUAGGAUUAUACAUACAUCUGCAGAUUUAGGAAACUUUCAUAGGGAUGUGUAAUAUAAUUUUGUUUCUGUAAAAAUAUAUUGUUCUUAUUAUAGCAUUGGAGAUUUGUAUAUCUUACUUGAUUAGCAUUUCCCAUUUUGGUGAAAAAUA